Messenger RNA from Parnassius apollo (apollo), 1434 nucleotides. Lineage: Eukaryota; Metazoa; Arthropoda; Insecta; Lepidoptera; Papilionidae. The record is from the annotation of a GenBank genome assembly.
AUGAAUAUCUGGAUGUGGUGCUCCUAUUAUGGUUUUUGUCAUAUUUACGCUAUGGAAAAUGAAGAUGAUAUGUUAUUAGUUAUAAUUGGCAACGAAGAUAGCACUGAUACAGGAAUUAAAACUGAAGUGGCAGACGAAGAAAUUAAUGAGUUGGCUGUAAGAGAGGUUAUUGAUACUGCUAAAACUUAUGGCGAAUUAAUAGACUUUGAAGAUUUCUUCAUAAAAGAAGAACCACCAGACAGUGACAGUGAAAAUCUCGAAGAACCUCUAACAAAAAAUAUCAAAUCGAAAUAUGAUAAGAUUGAUACAGAAAACAUCGAGGAUGACACAGAAAACAUUGAGAUUGACACAGAAAUUAAGAAUGAUUUGGAAUACAGUGGGGAUGACACAGAAUAUGUACCAGAGGAGGAACAAACAAGUGAUAAUAGUGAUAGUGAGGAAAAAGAGAAACAUAGAUACACCAUGGCAAAACCUUGGGAACGAAAGUCUUUUAUUAAUGAUUUAAGGCAACAGUAUCCUGAAAUUAGACGAAAUAAAAAGAAACUAAUUGCAACACUUUCAGAGAUAAUGAAAAAUGUUAAACCUCCGGCACCACCUUUAGACUACUAUCUUUUGAAUGGUAUUAUGCUGGAGUGCAUUUAUUGCCAUAGUUUGUCAGAAACUAUUCCAGCAGCAGGACGCCACUAUCAAGAGAAGCAUGGACCUCGUUAUCUGAUCUGUUAUGCUUGUGGAGUUGACUUUAGAAGUACUACAAAUCUUUAUAAGCAUGAAAAGCGAUGCAUCGCCCCUGAUGCGGACAUAGUUUUGGCGGCAAGAGCGUUGUGCUUGGGUAGAAACGGUCCAAAACGACCAUAUCCACCAAUUUUUGCAUCAAAACCGCAGAAGUUCACCUGUGAUCAGUGUCCUGCGGAGUUCGCGACUAAAAAUAACCUCAUGUCCCAUGAGCACUUACAUCUGGGGAUACGUCCCUACCGUUGCCAUUUUUGUCCAGCUGCUUACACAUCAAGAGCUGCGCUAUCGCGCCACAUUAAAAAGCACAGCAACAUUGAGUAUAUAUGCGACCACUGCCAGCGUUCGUUCAAAGUGAAGGCGGCGCUCGUGACGCACAUGGACACUCACAGACCGGUGAAGCGGUUCGCGUGCGACGAGUGCGACAAGCGGUACGCGCAGAAGUUCGCGCUGCAGUUGCACGUGGACAGCUGCCAUCGCAAGCUGCCGCCGCACCUGCCCUGCCACCUCUGCGACAAGCGGUUCCGUCGGACUUCAGUCCUCAAGGAGCACAUGAAGAAAGCGCACGGAAUGGAACUGAUAACACGCAAGAUGUUCUACAAAACUCUGCCGCAUCUAACAGAUACGCAAAUUAAAAACGCUAAGAUUGUACGCAACAGGGAUGGUACUGUAGUUGAAGGACAAAGUGAUGAAAAAAGGAAAUGA